GCCAUACCAAUAUAAUAGGACGGCACGAAAGCAAUCUCUCAAAACCGAGCACAGCGCGAGCGCGAGCGCGUGGUGUGCGUUGCUUAUCAGAGGAACGACACACUUUAACCGUCUGGUAUAAAAGUCACUUUGAGCUCGAGCCAGGAACUGCGACAAAGAGAGAAACAUGGCUGAGGAUAUUCAGACCAAACUCGAGAAUUACCGCACUGCCCCCUUUGACGCCAGAUUCCCUAACCAGAACCAGACCAGAAACUGCUGGACCAACUAUGUAGACUACCACCGCUGCCAGAAAGCUCUGGACGCCAAAGGAGUAGACACUGCCCCGUGUGAAUGGUACAAGAGGGUCUAUAAGUCUCUCUGCCCUGUAUCCUGGAUCCAGAAAUGGGAUGACCAGAGAGAAGAAGGGACCUUUCCUGGAAAAAUCUAAGACUACCGUCUCCAACGCGGUUUGUCUGACGAGAUGUUAUCUUUUCAGCUAAAUCUUUGUAAAAGUGAUGCUUUUCCACUACAAAUGCUCCUUCCCAGGAGCAUACUGAAACUGAAUGCUCAUUCCUUACACAUAACAUGAAAUGUACAGCAGAUUCUGCAUUAAAAAUACUCAGGAUAUAUUUAUGGA
Melanotaenia boesemani (Boeseman's rainbowfish) is the source of this 616-nucleotide messenger RNA. RefSeq names its product cytochrome c oxidase subunit 6B1. Gene Ontology annotation, cellular component: mitochondrion; respiratory chain complex IV. The record is from RefSeq and is a predicted model, not a curated record. Lineage: Eukaryota; Metazoa; Chordata; Actinopteri; Atheriniformes; Melanotaeniidae. Bases 167 to 427 code for a protein of 86 amino acids. The transcript has 4 exons.